Molecule: messenger RNA, 3680 nt
Organism: Protomyces lactucae-debilis
Lineage: Eukaryota; Fungi; Ascomycota; Taphrinomycetes; Taphrinales; Protomycetaceae
Exons: 3
Coding region: 317-3382 (1021 amino acids)
Biological process (GO): calcium ion transmembrane transport; intracellular calcium ion homeostasis
Cellular component (GO): membrane; endomembrane system
Molecular function (GO): calcium:proton antiporter activity
Source: RefSeq, a predicted model, not a curated record
UCCACAGCAAAACGCUGUACGAUCUUCUCGAUAAGCGUUUGUUUGACACCUGUUUUGGCUGGAACCACGGUGGCUAGUCGUCUGACUUGCUGCCAGCGUACAAUGAGCCUGUGACUCUGCUGGGAGCACAACAUCCCUGACUACUCGACUAGAUGACUACACUGGCUGGAUGUGUUGGUUUGUUUGCCGUCUGAUUGGGUGCAGGUUUGUUUUAAAGACGCGACGAGGGACAACAACGGCACACAACAAGACAUCGACAUCGACUCGCUGAGAGACCAAGCUAGACCUGACAAGAAAGCCAGGACGAUAGUAGCAGAUGGCCGCCUCUUCUGAGGAUGAGCAUGAGCACGAUGACGGCAGCUAUCGUACAGCGUCUAGCUUUCCUAGCCCGCUACCAACAGCCGCGAACACACAAAAGCUACGCCGCGUCUCUGAGCGUUCUGACCACAGCGAUCGCACAGUUCGCAACGUGCGCAGUCGCUCUUCGGAUUCGACGCCCUCGAGGCGUACGGGGAGAAGCGAGGUGACUACCGGCCCAGCUGCUUCGCGACAGCAGCCAAGCCUUGCUCCAAGACCGCCGCCCAUGUCGCGCAAAAGUACAUCGCGUCUAGGCAAGGCACUGCAUCCGCACCGUAUAUUCAGUACGGAUGAUAGUGAGCGCGAGAUCCAAGCAGACGCAGAUGCGAUCCUCUCGCGCGCGGACUCAAGAACACAAGCGCUUUCUGGUGAGCGCAGGUUGGCGCCUUUCAUGGUUAGACCAAUCAGCAGUGGCCUUGAUCUUGAAGAGACAAGUGAUGAACAGGAGCUUGGCAGCGACGGUGAGGCUUUGGACAAUGAAGGCGAAGUAAACCCUGAAGAUGACAUUGACGGUGCUAGUCUGCAUACGUCAGCCUCAGACGAGUCCUUCACCUUAAAGGCACGCCAAGAAGCCAUUAACAAGUCGCAUCCAUUUGGAAUCAGAAUUUGGAAACCUGCGCUCUACAAGAAGAAACGAUCUGUGCAAAAGGCUGCAGAAGGUGAGAUCCACUCUACACCGGGGCGCCGCAAUCUUGAGCGCUUCAGUCUCGGCAAUGUCCUCUGGACACUGCUAUUUGGAUGGUGGAUCUCGCUGGUUGUCUUGGUCGUCGCUGUGGUGUGCUUUAUGCUAGUCUGGACUCAUUCAGGUCGCUCUUAUGGCAGACUAUGUGUCGGCUUGGCAGUCUACAUGUUUUACCCCUUUGGUCAGUACGUCGAGCUCAAGACGGACGAACAGUAUGCUGAGGAGGAUGAGGGGCUAGGCAGGACGUUCGCCGACUUGGCGGACAUUGAGCACUUUGCAACGAGCAAUCCAAGCGUCUCUGCGCCGGCAGAUGCAAGCUGGAACGAUGAACAUCAACCGCUGCUCACUGGCAUCGUUGGUGGUAGAACCAAUACGCAGGCCAUCAAUCCCAAGCGCAGAGCAUUCGGUCGCGGACAAUGGAGCCUAGGUCGGAUCGUCUUUUUCCUGCUCUACUACCUGCUUGUGGUGCCAGUCUUGUCUCUUGUUGCGAUCAUCUGCUGGCUUGCCGUCUUUCCACUUCCCAUGGCCAAGCUGUGCUUUCUUCUUAUUCAUCAUCUGCGUUCGCAUCCUUUGGCACUCUCUUUUCAUUGGAGCAUCAAGUCUAGCUUCCAAAGCGGAUCCCCAGACAGGACCGUCAUCCUGUGUACGUACCGGGCCAUGGGCUUGCGCUACUACAAGUACACCGUUGAUGGCACCAACAUUUUCUUCAUCAACCUGCUCUUUGUGGUGCUCUUUACGAUCCUAGACAACUAUGUGCUUGUGCCAAUCUUUGGCUCUGGACUCUGGUUCACAAGCAGAGCAUUUAUCUUUGCCAUGUCGCUACUUUCCAUCAUCCCUCUCGCUUACUUUGUUGGCCAAGCAGUGGCGAGUAUCUCUGCGCAAUCAUCAAUCGGUAUGGGCGCGGCCAUCAAUGCCUUCUUUGGCUCGGUGAUCGAAAUCUUUCUAUACUGCGUGGCUCUGAGCCAAGGUAAAGGUUUACUGGUUGAAGGCAGUAUUGUUGGCAGUAUCCUGGCUGGUAUUCUGCUGAUGCCUGGCUUGUCCAUGUGCUCGGGAGCUGUCAUUCGCAAAACACUGAGAUUCAAUGCUAAGGCAGCCGGAAUUACAUCGACCAUGAUGCUGUUUGCGGUUAUUGGCGCUUUUGGUCCAACUCUCUUCUAUCAAAUCUAUGGCAGCUAUGAACUCAAGUGCACUGGCUGUCGACGAGGCGAUGAUUGCAAGCGCUGCUAUUUUGACCAAAAUACAGCCAUCAGUGAUCCAUUCUAUCAAGAGAGCGUCAAGCCCUUCACCUACCUAUGUGCUGUCUUGCUCAUUCUUUCUUACCUCAUUGGGCUAUGGUUUACACUGCGUACACAUGCUGCUUUAAUCUGGCAAACAACGCCCGUUCACGAGGUCAAGCACAGCAUUGCCACGGAAGGCCAUGGCAUGCGUGAAAGCUGCCUCGAUUCGCCAAGGUUGGCAUCUCGACCAGGUUCGGUUCGACGCUACCCACAACCACCGUCUGUACAUGCUGAAACACGAGACGUUGGUACAUCGCGAGUCUCUGCCAAAGAUGUGUUGCGCCAAUUGAAGGAACGUCGAGGACAAAGUCUAGCAGAUCUUAUUACAAAAGAUCCUAUGGCAUUCUAUGAACGGGUUGCAGAAAUUGCUUCGCAUGCCACUGCAUCGGCUUUGGAGCGCGACCGUGUCGUUGCAAAGCAAAAGCGCAUGUCUACCAGGACUGAAGCUGAACGUGUUGAACCAUCGACUGCUGCAGUGGAAGAGGAAGCAUUGCCACACUCUGGCCAUGAUGCGCCAAAUUGGUCGCGACUCAAGUCUGUGGCUGUGCUGCUCGUUGCAACCUUGUUUUAUGCCAUCAUUGCCGAGAUCCUCGUCGACACGGUCGAUGUUGUACUGGAGAAUAUCCAGAUUGAGGAAAAGUUCCUGGGAUUUACGCUAUUCGCCUUGGUCCCCAACACCACCGAAUUCAUGAAUGCCAUUUCAUUUGCCAUGAGCGGCAACAUUGAGCUGUCGAUGGAGAUUGGUUCUGCGUAUGCGUUGCAAGUCUUGCUCUUACAAAUCCCAGCGCUCGUUGCUUUUUCGGCAUACAAGAAUUGGGAUCGUGUGGAUAUUCCGGCAUACACAUUCAGCCUCAUCUUCCCACGUAUGUUUCACUCUUGCUUCUUGGCGCUUGCUGACCGCUUAGGAUGGGACCUGGUCAUGGUCAUCUUGUGUGUCUUUUUGCUGGCGCAUGUGUACGCUGAGGGCAAGUCCAACUACUUCAAGGGAAGUAUCCUCAUCAUGUCGUACAUUGUCGUCGGCACCGGAUUUUACAACAUCCCUGUGAAGGAAGAGGGAAACAUAUAGGCUUGAUGGUGUGUUGUUGUUUUGGGAGUCUCAAGGUAGCGUAAGCGGUGUUGUGCACAUACAUGCCAUGAAGAUGAUUUCACCAUCGGUCGUGAUGGACCACCUUGUCGUCUCUAUACGGCUCAGCCUCGAGCUCCGCGUCCUCUUCAUCCUGAGCAAGGUAGAAGCGCGGCUUGCCCUCUGGGAUGGCCAUCUCGCAGUCUACUUCAGUUUGACAGACACGGUCAAAGAGGAAGUAGAAGAAGGCAAAGAGCGCAACGACGAGGCCCGCGACGGAACACGCGGCGGGCAGCAUCUU